AUGAAGACUGACUUGGUGGGCAUUUCAGGCCUGAAAGAAGAGGCCAUCAAGGAGAAGGAGAUGUGUGGCAUAGAGUCAUUGAACAGCCAAGGCAGCGGGGACUCAAACAGGGAGGAUGACAGAGCCACUCUCAUCCUGACCCUCACUCUCUGCAAUGUGAGGAAGAUUGAGCUCUCUAAGGCAGCCAAAGUCUUUGAGAUGUUUGAAACUCAGAUCUAUCAUUUUGAAACCCGGCGAGCCAAAAAGCCCAAGAAGUCUGCUGAUGAUCUUGACAUUUUCAUUGAAUGUGAAGUUCACAGUGCUGAUGUUAGUAUCCUUAUCACCUCCUUAAAGAGAGUAGCAGAGGAUGUGAAAACUAGCAGAGAAGACAAAGUACUCUGGUUCCCCAGAAAAAUCCAAGAUCUGGACAAGUGUCACUAUCUGAUCACCAAGUAUGAUCCCAGUUUGGACCAUGGUCAUCCUGGGUAUGCUGACCUGGAAUAUAAGAAACGGAGGGCAUUCUUUGCUGAUCUUGCCUUAAACUACAGAGUGGGAGACCCUUUGCCUCUCAUCGAGUACACGGCGCAGGAGACGGCAACUUGGAGAGAAGUCUACAGGAAGCUGAGAAGCCUUUACCCUACUCACUCCUGUACACAGUACCUGGAUGCUUUCCAGCAGCUGGAGAGGUACUGUGGCUACCAGGAAGAUAACAUACCUCAACUCCAGGAUGUCUCCAGAUUUUUAAAAGAGAGAACAGGUUUCCGGCUGAGACCAGCUGCAGGACUUCUGUCUGCUCGUGACUUCCUUGCCAGCCUGGCAUUCCGUGUCUUCCCGUGCACACAGUAUAUAAGGCAUUUCUCUUCUCCUAUGCAUUCCCCGGAACCAGACUGUUGCCAUGAGUUGCUGGGUCAUGUUCCCAUGCUAGCUGACAAGGAGUUUGCCCAGUUCUCACAGGAUAUUGGACUGGCUUCUCUUGGAUCAUCUGAAGUGGAGAUUGAGAAACUGGCCACACUCUAUUGGUUCACUGUGGAGUUUGGUCUCUGCAAGCAAAAUGGAUUGAUCAAAGCUUAUGGGGCAGGACUGCUUUCAUCUUAUGGGGAGCUUAUGUAUGCUUUGUCAAACAAACCAGAGUACAAGCCUUUUGAUCCAGAAGUGACUGCAGUUCACCCCUAUCAGGAUCAAGCCUUCCAGCCUGUCUAUUUCAUAGCAGAAAAUUUUGAAGAUGCCAAGGUCAAGCUUCAGUUUGUCUGGAGCUCCUGUUUCAUCUAUGCAGGCCUCCUGCCAUCUUUCCUUGGCUUCCUGUCUGUCAGGAUGGAUCAUUCUUGAGCUUGGAAGAGACAAUCCUGCACAGCACUGAAAUGCAAGAGAGCUGCUGUAAUCCUGGCAUGUGGAGAGAAGACCAGAGAGGUGUUGGGACUCCAAGGUAAUACACUGCCACAGGACUUGUCUGAUGAGUUAGC
This is a messenger RNA of Lepidothrix coronata (blue-crowned manakin), 1439 nucleotides long. RefSeq names its product tyrosine 3-monooxygenase-like. The transcript has 13 exons. Gene Ontology annotation, molecular function: tyrosine 3-monooxygenase activity; iron ion binding. Lineage: Eukaryota; Metazoa; Chordata; Aves; Passeriformes; Pipridae. Gene Ontology annotation, biological process: dopamine biosynthetic process from tyrosine. The record is from RefSeq and is a predicted model, not a curated record. Gene Ontology annotation, cellular component: cytoplasm; axon; perikaryon. The coding region runs from base 1 to 1305 and encodes 434 amino acids.